AUGGACCUUGACGACCUCGACGGGCCGAGCAAGCCUGCUCGGGUCUCCAGGUUCAUGCCCCGCUCCAAAAAUGCCCCACCGAAACCGAAACCCGAACCAAAUGUCCCAAAGUUUGAACUAGAACCACCGCAGCUGCUCAAGCCCAAGCCGGAAGCACUUGAUGGUGAUGAUUCGAAUGGCACUGUGAAAAUGGAGACUACUGAACAACUGAAGGAGGAUGAUGAUCCUAUGGACGAAGAGGAUGCUGAAGAUACUGUCGUUCGUGAAAUUGAUGUCUUCUUUAGCCCUAAUGUCGAUUCCAACACUCAGUUAUACAUUUUGCAAUAUCCUCUAAGGCCUCGGUGGCGGCGCUAUGAGCUGGAGAAUCGGUGCGAGGAGAUAAGAGUGAAGCCUGACACUGCUCAAGUGGAGGUGGAUUUGUCUAUUGAUGUUUACUCCAAGAACUGUGAUCAAGAGUACCGUGUUCUUGUGCUUUUUCUUAGACUUUGGCUACAGAAUGGGAUUCCUUUACACUUGAAUCAUGUUCAUGCAGUUGUGCAGCUCCAACCAUCACUGGACCAUUUAAACCCCGGUGGCUCAAAAAGGAAGGGCAAGGCCACUGGGGAUGCAGAUGUUCCAAUUAAAAGAGAAAAUUUUACUGAGGAAAAAUCUUUGGCUCCAUCAAAGAAACAUAACAAGCAUGUAAAGUCCCCAACUGAAGAGGAAGAGUGUUGGGUUCCACUUCACUACCAUGGUUCUGAAUGUGAUUUUUCGGCUAGAUAUUUAAAAAGAAUGGUGGUGCAAGACAGUUCUCCUAUAGAAUUUACAAUGAUUCCGGCUUUACUGAACCUACCUUUGGAGGAGCGCAUCCAGAAGUUGCUUGUUGAGGAACCUGUAGCUCGCCGAUUUAGUGAUCUGAAGAAGUACUAUGCUCGGAACCAGGGAAAAGAACUUUUGGAUGUCCUUCAAAAGAAUGGUCUAUUACUGCGUGAUCUUUGGGUUCCAAAAACUGCAUUGCUAUAUCGCAAGAAGGAAAGCUCUUCUAGAAAGAAAGAUGAUGAUAAUCUGCGUACGACUAGAAAUUACAUCCUGAAUUCAUUUCGGAAGAACCCUGUAAUUAGUAAUGCAGAACUAAAUGUCUACUCGUCACUGAAGCCUCAUUUUGACAAAACCUUGAAAUUCUUAGUUGUCUACAGACCUUCAACUCGAGAUUGGAAAUUGAAAGAGCAUUCAGAUGUAUCAUUUGCAGAACUCUAUCCAGAAAUUUCUGAAAGCUAG
This is a messenger RNA of Fragaria vesca subsp. vesca, 1257 nucleotides long. RefSeq lists its product as uncharacterized. The record is from RefSeq and is a predicted model, not a curated record. Gene Ontology annotation, biological process: DNA-templated transcription. The transcript is spliced from 9 exons. The coding region runs from base 1 to 1257 and encodes 418 amino acids. Gene Ontology annotation, cellular component: RNA polymerase III complex; nucleus. NCBI's taxonomy places the organism in Eukaryota, Viridiplantae, Streptophyta, Magnoliopsida, Rosales, Rosaceae.